Messenger RNA from Cyclospora cayetanensis, 840 nucleotides. Its product is annotated as ceramide synthase 4. NCBI's taxonomy places the organism in Eukaryota, Apicomplexa, Conoidasida, Eucoccidiorida, Eimeriidae. The transcript is spliced from 5 exons. Gene Ontology annotation, biological process: ceramide biosynthetic process. Bases 1 to 840 code for a protein of 279 amino acids. The record is from RefSeq and is a predicted model, not a curated record. Gene Ontology annotation, molecular function: sphingosine N-acyltransferase activity. Gene Ontology annotation, cellular component: membrane; endoplasmic reticulum.
AUGGUUCGACUGGACCGUGUUUUCGGUAUCCUCCUGGCUGCUAUUGCUGGGUGGUCCGCUUUCCACUACCCAAAAGUCGCUGGAAGCGUUUGCCAUCGCCUCGGUCUGCCGGGUGAUGGAUGCCCCGACCCAAGUGACUUACGGAUAUACGGUUCCGCGGGGGCGGUAAUAUAUCUUCUUUUUCAGCAAUGGUGGCCACAUCAGCUGGGAGGUGAAGGUUCAGAAGAGCAGCUUUGGCAGGGAUACCCGAUGCAGCAAAACAGCGUGUACUGCCACCUGUACUUCUACCUCGCUUUCGGCCAUCAUCUCGCCUCUCUUGUUUGUAUCCUAAAAUCACCUUGGCUUCCGGACUUCUUUGAUCAGCUGCUGCCAUGCGUCGCAGCUCUGUGUCUCAUCUACUUCUCCUACAUGAGCAACUUUCUGAGGGUCGGCGUGGUCAUCUUAUUCUGCCAUGACAUAUGCGACAUUUUCACCUACGGGUGCAAAGCGUUCGUAGAUACGCCAUAUCACAAAGUUACCAUAGGACUUUUUAUGUUGCUAACGACAUGCUGGUUUUACUUCCGCCUAUACACUUUUCCGGCGGCCGCACUGUUCCCAAUAUUUAAAGCGAUCAAGACUCGCCCUCAUUAUUCCGAGACAGAAGGGGGUAGCUACUUCAUUUUUAUCCUGCUCACCUUAUGCCUGAUGAAUAUUUACUGGUUUGUGUUGAUGGUGAAGAUGUUUGUUCACUUCAUCGUCAGCGGCCAAAUGCGAGACUUGCACUCACGCGUUUCCGACGUGGAUGACCCAGCGCACCCUCGCACCCGCCAGACCUCUACGAAACCGGCAAAAGCUGACUGA